This is a messenger RNA of Drosophila sulfurigaster albostrigata, 2488 nucleotides long. RefSeq names its product nuclear pore complex protein Nup93-1 (gene Nup93-2). The coding region runs from base 68 to 2461 and encodes 797 amino acids. Lineage: Eukaryota; Metazoa; Arthropoda; Insecta; Diptera; Drosophilidae. Gene Ontology annotation, cellular component: nuclear pore. The transcript has 4 exons. Gene Ontology annotation, molecular function: structural constituent of nuclear pore. The record is from RefSeq and is a predicted model, not a curated record. Gene Ontology annotation, biological process: poly(A)+ mRNA export from nucleus; protein import into nucleus.
GUACAUUGUUUACAGUCAGUCCGCGUUUUUAUUUGUGCGUUGAGGCAGUAAUUGUUUGUUUGUCGAAAUGGAUUUAAAUACAUUGCUGCAACGUGCACAAAAUCUAGCAAAAGGAAGCGCGGAAUGUGAAUUGCCAGGUGUGGAGAGAACGCUGCAGCAGGUGUUGCAAGCCACAGAACAAUUGCACAGUCGAGUCACCCAAACGGGCGCCAAAGAAAUACAAGCGCAAAUACUGCUGGGAUCCAAGGGCAUUGAUUUGCCUAAACUAAACCAAAAACUCGAGGCGCUUCAAACGGGAAAAACAUUUGAACCAGUGGAAGCUGCCAAUGCCGACACAGAUGUCUCCACAUUUUUGAAGAAUGAACGAGAAAAUGCGAUUCUCUCUGUCAUCGAGGAUACCAACAAGAAUAUUAGCGACUCUGUGAAUAAGCAAAAAUGGGGCAACUUAAUAAGCAACUGGAACGAAGAGAAAACCCGUUUGCUGGAUGCCCUAAUUGCGCCCUCACAGAAUUUCAUAGAUCUGCAGCGGCUGCCCGAACAGAUAAUCCUAAACCCCGACAGCUCUCCUCCUUCCUGUCUGGAUAAACUGAGCUUGAAGUACGCCCAGGAAUUGUGCCAAUACAAUGGACUAGUCUUGAGAGGUCGCCCACGGCCCAAUUUGGUGCAGAGAUUCGCCCAACUAGCUAGCCAGUUUGGCGAUGCACGUCUGGCCGAGAUGUGGAUGUUGCUCGCGUGUGUGACACAAGUGGGUGAAGUACCCACUACACCUUGUGAUCCUAUUAAAAGCCGCCAGCAGCGUCCAGAGUUUGUGCAGCAUGCUAAAACGUAUCUGGAGCGUCGCUACAGACUCUACAUCAGUUCGGUCAUGGUGGCCAGUGCCGAUAGCUAUCAACUGGUGCGCAACUAUGUGAGCCAACGGUUUAACGGACAGCAGAUCAUUGGUUUAGUGGACACAGCCGGUGGCAAACCAUUGUGGCCACUCAUCUAUUAUAGCUUACGUUGCGGCGCCGUCGAUACUGCUGUGGAAUUUCUGCGUGAGGCUGGACCGAGUUGUGAUGAGUUUGCCCAGCUCAUUGCGGAUCGUCAAGCGGGUGUCGUGAACUCGAAAAUCGAGAGUCAACUGAAGCUGCAGUAUGCCAACAAAAUACGCAACACUACGGAUGCCUAUAAGAAGGCCGUCUACUGCAUUUUGCUUGGCUGCGAUACGAAUGAAGUGCAUGGCGAGGUUGCCAAGACCAUUGAUGACUUUCUCUGGAUUAAAUUGGCUAUGCUGCGUCCUGGAGAUGCAGCUGGCUAUAGCCACUUGCAAACCUCGUUUAUUGAAAACUAUGGCGAAAAGUAUUUCAAUGCAAGCCAGCAACCACACCUAUACUUCCAGGCGUUGGCGCUUACCGGUCAGUUUGAGGCUGCUAUUGAAUUUCUUUCCCGCACCGAUGCCAAUCGUGUGCACGCCGUGCACAUGGCCAUUGCCCUCAAUGAGCUGGGCAUUUUGGGUGGCGUGCGCAGCGUAGCUCAGCCUCUGCUCACCAUUGACAUUGCGGAUCCGACGCCUAUGCGUCGUCUGAAUCUGGCGCGUCUCAUUCGCCUCUAUGUGCAGCGUUUUGAGAGCACAGACACCGCCGAGGCGCUGCACUAUUAUUAUACGCUGCGAAAUUUGCAUGAUGCCAAGGGGCGUAACAUGUUUUUGACGUGCGUCUGUGAUCUGGUCGUGGACAGCGGAGUAUUGGACACCAGCAUCUUUGACCUGAUAUUCGGACAACGCAAGACGGGCAUUGUAGCCGAUCAAGAACUCAGUGGCGGUUUAUUUCGACAAUUUAGCUGUCCGGAGUUUGAUACACAAACGAUAGCUGGCUUGGUAGCUGAUGAGCUGGUUGCCCGUGGCAGCUUUGAGAUGGCAGUGCGCUUGUAUGAUAUGGCUGGUAAACUAAACCUGGCACUGAAACAUAUUUCCAUUCUAUUGGCUCAAGUGGUGCAGCAGCCGGCCGUAGAAGGCACAUUGCGUGCCCGGCUCAGCUUGGAGACUGAGCGUUACAGCAAACUGCUUAGUGCACGGAACACGGAGAUUGAACCCAAGAUCCUUAUAAGCUUUUCGUUGCUGCGGGAUCUGCUUAAGUUUUUCGAUAACUACAAUGAAGGCAAGCAUUUGGUGGCGCUAGAGCAGCUCGAUCACACAAGACUUAUACCGAAUAACGUUCAGGAGGUGGAUGAAUGUCUGGUGAACGUUCGUCGUUUAAGUGGUGAGGUCAUCAAGGUAAUACCUGAUGUCAUGGUGGCCGCAAUGGACAUUAUCCAUAUGAAGUACAAGCAGAUGAGAUCGGGCACAGAACCAGUUAGCAUAAUGCAUUACGAGCAAACACAACAGUUGCGUGAACGUGCCAAAGCCAUUGCAAACAUGGCAGCUACGAUGCCCUAUUGUCCCACAAACCAGCGGCUGUUGCAGCUCGAGCUGUUGAUGCAUUGAGAACAGCAAUAAAAAUGCAGAAUUAAA